AUGGUGCGGCUCACGCCCUUACGCUCACUAUGCGUCUCUCUGGUCAUUUGUCUCCUACUCACGUUUCCUCUGAUCUCAAAGAUCCUUGACCGUCAGCGGGGCUACGAUCUCCUCGACCCACAAUUCAAAUCAGACCGACAACCACUCUCGGACGAUGUGCCAUAUGGAAUCAAGUGCUCGCCUUUCGCCGCAGGGGUGAUGGACAAGGUCACCAUCGUACUGAAGAUGGGAGCCGGAGAAGUGUCCACGCGUCUACCAGCCUACUUGAACCGCCUCGGCCGGUGCGGCCAGGACAUUCUGCUCUUCUCAGACCGACAGCACCGGUACGACGCCCUGGAAAUCCACGACGCCCUCGCGAACCUCGACCCGAAAUAUCGCCACGACAACCCAGACUUUGAAAUGUACGACCAGUACAAUGACGACGCGAGUCAACAGCAACGUGUCCACGACAAUGACGGAAAAGAAAAGUCGCGAAAAGGCUGGCGGCUGGACAAGUACAAGUUCCUCCCCAUGAUGGAGUUCACGCGGCACCUGCGGCCCAAGUCACACUGGUUUGUCUUUAUCGAGCUCGACACCUACGUCAACUGGGACAACAUGCACCGUUUCUUGGUGAGAUUCGACCCCGCGACACCCUAUUACUUUGGCUCUCCCGUGUGGCCGCACAAGAAGCCAAUUUUUGCCCACGGAGGCACCGGCUUCGUACUCUCCUCAGCGGCCCUGGACAAGUUGGUGGCCCACGGGUCGAAAUUUGUCGGCCGAAGCAAAAAGGACAGAUCGUCAUACCUACCAGGCACCCACCUGUUCGGCAAAGACAUGCAACACGAGUGUUGCGGUGACGAGGUGUUGGCGGGCGUUCUCAAGGAAAGCGGCGUGACCUUGCGAGGGUACUGGCCCAUGUUCAACGGAGAGAAACCAACCACGGCACGCUUCGGUCGGGAACAGUGGUGCGAAGCCAUACUGACGCUUCACCAUCUCGACACCGAGGACUUUUUGGAGCUCCAACGGUGGGAGCAGACGACGACUUCUUCACGGCGUGACCGCUCCAAACCUCUGACGUUCGAGGAACUUUUUUUUGGCCUCGUCGAACCUUUGAUCCGAGACCGACGUGAGGACUGGACCAACAUGUCUGAGGACGUGGUGUAUGAUGAGGACGAUAAAAACCGCGCCGGUAAGUCCUACGAAGCAUGCUUGAAGGCUUGUACGGCAAACGAAAGGUGCAUCCAAUUCGAACAUUUUGGUCACACUUGUCGACUGUCGUACGACAUUCGUCUCGGUCAUCGUCAAUUACCCAACGGAGGGAAGAGAUGGACGUCAGGCUGGUUGAUGGAGAGGAUACAUGAUUUCAAGGCCAGUCACUCGCCGUGUAAUGGCGCUCAUAUCGUCCACGCCAAUCCGUGA
This is a messenger RNA of Exophiala oligosperma, 1398 nucleotides long. RefSeq lists its product as uncharacterized. The coding region runs from base 1 to 1398 and encodes 465 amino acids. Gene Ontology annotation, molecular function: glycosyltransferase activity. Gene Ontology annotation, cellular component: membrane. NCBI's taxonomy places the organism in Eukaryota, Fungi, Ascomycota, Eurotiomycetes, Chaetothyriales, Herpotrichiellaceae. The transcript has a single exon. The record is from RefSeq and is a predicted model, not a curated record.